Molecule: messenger RNA, 1832 nt
Organism: Phalaenopsis equestris
Lineage: Eukaryota; Viridiplantae; Streptophyta; Magnoliopsida; Asparagales; Orchidaceae
Product: probable serine/threonine-protein kinase PBL19
Exons: 4
Coding region: 394-1632 (412 amino acids)
Biological process (GO): protein phosphorylation
Molecular function (GO): ATP binding; protein kinase activity
Source: RefSeq, a predicted model, not a curated record
AAUAUUUUUGCUCUUGGUCAUGGUCUUGGUGGUUCUCUCAGCUUUCUUAGAAUAAUAGAAAUAAUAAGAUGGGAAAUGGAGAAGAAACUGAUCGACAGAAAACUAGAAAACGCAAUCGACCUUUCCCUGAAGACUCUUUUUCAGUUUUUCUCUGUGGGAAUCCAUUCUUUCUCUUCGCCUCCAAGUAUACCUCCACAAAUUUCCUUCUCUCUUUGUCUCUCUCUCUCGUUAUUUCAUUCCCUCUUUUCUUCCCGUUUGCUCCCUCCCUUUGAUAAUCUGGUCUUCCGAAGGCCAUAUUUGUUGGCUCCAGUUUGGUCCAUUGCGUCAGCUUUGUUGGCUGAAUGCGCGGGGCAGAAUAGAAGAUCGUUCUAAGGGGAACAACUUUGUGCGAGAAUGGGUUGUUUCGGGUUCUUGAAGACAAGGACGAAGAGCAGGAAGGGGCACGGGAAGUCCGGAUCCGAAGCCCUAACUGUUUCCACGGCGACAACUUCGUCUUCCACUUAUGAAACUAGCCGGUCAUCUGAUUCGGCCGGCGGUAAGCAGACGAGCAAAUCCUCAGCUUCGACUUCGUCGCAGCCGAGCAUCGCGGCCAUGUUCGAGGAGAAAAGUGGCGUUCUCCGCGUUUUCGAGCUAGCCGAGCUGCGAAGUGCUACUAAUGAUUUCAGUCAGACGCUUAAGAUCGGAGAAGGAGGGUUUGGGAGCGUUUAUAAAGGAUUCAUUAAGCCUUUGGAUGAGAAGAGUGGUAGGAUUACGGUGGCCGUGAAGGCUCUUAAUCAGAGAAGUUUGCAGGGACAUAAAGAGUGGUUGGCUGAAGUUCGAUUUUUAGGAGUCCUUGAGCACCCAAAUCUUGUGAAACUCAUAGGAUACUGUUCUGAUGAUGGUGAAAGAGGGAUACAAAGGCUAUUGGUUUAUGAGUACAUGCUUAAUAAGAGUUUAGAAUACCAUCUUUUCAACAGAGCUUCCCCUCCCCUUCCCUGGAAUUUACGGUUAAAGAUUGCUUUGGGAGCUGCAGAAGGCUUGGCUUUCCUGCAUGAAGGUUUAGAACUACAGGUUAUUUACAGGGACUUUAAAACAUCAAAUGUCUUGUUAGAUGGUGAUUUUAACCCUAAACUGUCUGAUUUUGGUCUUGCCAGGGAAGGCCCUGCAGGUGACAAAACUCAUGUGUCCACAGCGGCGGUCGGCACCUACGGCUACGCUGCACCGGACUACAUCGAAACCGGCCAUCUUACAACCAAGAGCGACGUAUGGAGCUUCGGCGUCGUCCUCUACGAACUCCUCACCGGCCGCCGCUCCCUCGACCGAAACCGCCCGACGAACGAGCAUAAGCUCUUGGAUUGGGUCAAACAGUUCCCGAUCGAGAGCAAGAGAUUCAACAUGAUUAUGGAUCCCAGGCUGAGGUAUCAGUAUUCUCUAAAAUCUGCGAGAGUGGUUGCGAACCUGGCGAAUGGCUGCCUUGUGAAGCAGGCGAAGGAGAGGCCGAAGAUGAGCGAGGUUGUGAGGAUGUUGAAGGUGGCGUUGGACAUGAGCGAGAUGGCGGCGAGCGGGAAGGCGGAGGGCAAAGGGGAGAGCAGUGGUGUGGUUGCGGCUGAUUUGGAGAAGGGGAAGAGAGCUGAUUUGCCUUCGGCUGGUUGAGGCGAGCAGAUUCAGGAAGAUGAGCUUUGAUUUUGAAAUGAAUUUUUUUUUCUUAAUUGAGUUAUAGUAAAUGAGAGAAUUUGAUGGAGUCCAUGUUUUAUAUAUUCGUUUGUUAUUGCUGUAUUUAAUAUGGAUUUAGGAGAUGGUAUUUUUUGAACAUUUUUAUGUAUAAUUGUUUUUUAACUGUGUAGAUGCUUACU